ACCACUGAAGGGAAAUCUUGGAAAACUUGCAGUGCUCUCACGCGUAAAUUUAUACGAAAACGAAUUAAAACUUACUAACUACUAAGUAUUGGAUUGCUUCUUAUUUCAUUCUUUUUUACCUAAGGCCGUAUUAAAAAAGUGAAAUGUAAAUUCGUUAUCAACUUCGAUUAUGAUUUGAAAAACUCACUUUUGGUUUUUAAAUAAGUCUAGCAACGAAAAUAUCAAAUUUAUUUAGAUAAUGGUGACAAUGAGCUGGGAACAGGAUCGCGACCGGCCCUGUGACAAGUUAGAAAUCAAUGAGGCAGUCGGAAAACUGCUAGAGAGUUUCAACUAUGACAGCAUCGUACCACAGCCAACGAGAAGCGGUGGGUGCAUGCGUCGUGCACACGUGAAGCGACCAAUGAACGCGUUCAUGGUAUUCGCACAAGCGAUGCGCAGGCGCCUCUCGGAACAGCGACCAGCGUUACACAACGCAGAGCUUAGCAAGUCACUGGGUUCUAUGUGGAAGAGUCUGAGUGAAGAUGAGAAAUUGCCGUUUAUCAAAGAAGCCGAUAAACUUCGGACGCAGCACAAGAAGGAGUACCCUGACUACAAAUAUCAACCACGCCGUCGCAAGCCUCAACCUACUUCAGCAAUCCGACCCAAGAGGGAACCUUCACCAGAGAGAGAUCAGAUUGACUUCGCUGGCAUGCCGGACAUAUCUCGCGAACUGUUGCCGGAUGGCCCGCCGGAUAAUGCUGAACUAGAACAAUAUUUAAUAAAGCCACCCGGCACAGUACCCACUGUACCCGACUACCACGAGCUUCAACCACGAUACACCCACAGCCUCCAACACCCACCUCCGCCUCUGUAUGCACCAGUACCACCCCAUCUUCAUCAUGCAUGUGGAGCUGAUUGGUCACACUACCCGGGACACCCUUAAACCACAAACAAAUAUCUCGAGAAAGUGAUUUCACGUUGGUGUCUCAAAGACUUUUAGUAAUAACAAUAAGCUUUAUCAAAAGAUCGGAAUAUUUUUCGCCGCUCAGUUUUUUUGUAACAUAUGAAAUAGGUCACGUAGCUCUUGUAAAUAUAAUUGGGUAGACAUGUAAGCACUAUAGGGCACGGCGCGCGGCGCGCACGUGCGUUUAAUUUGUGUAAGCUGAAUAAAUAUUUAAUAGGUUAAAGUUUGCAUAAAUUAUUAUUAAAUAAUGUUAACUACUGGACCAAAUGUUAUGUUAUCGACAAAUCUAAACUACUACCUAUAACGUGUAUUAGAAAUAUGUUUUAUAAUUUGUACCUAAAUUUAACUUAUUUGUAACAAUGUUAAACAGGUUUCUAAGUCUAGUUAUGUCCUGUGUCGUGCACUCGUAGCAGGCUGUAUGCUUAACUAGCUUAUACCCUGAUUCAUAUUAUCAUAUAUUAUAGCUAAAACUAGGUGUUUUAAUGAUAACGAGAACAAAGUAUCCAAUGUAAAAAAAAAACAUUAUAAUUUUAUUAAUAUUAUGUCUGUGUAUCAAUUACGAUUAUUUGGUACUUACAAAAUUAUUUGAGUUCCAAAGCUUAUGGUUAAGUAGAAAUUAAAGCUUAGCAUAGGUUAUAAAUAAAAUAAAUAGUGACUCUACUAUAGAUAUUUCAGAUAAGUUAUUAUUGUGAUUAAACAAUUUGUAGUUCAUAACAAUCCUGUUGUUUAAUAAAUAUAUUUUUCUAUGUUCUA
This is a messenger RNA of Spodoptera litura, 1696 nucleotides long. Its product is annotated as transcription factor Sox-10. Gene Ontology annotation, molecular function: DNA-binding transcription factor activity, RNA polymerase II-specific; RNA polymerase II cis-regulatory region sequence-specific DNA binding. Gene Ontology annotation, biological process: regulation of transcription by RNA polymerase II. The record is from RefSeq and is a predicted model, not a curated record. Gene Ontology annotation, cellular component: nucleus. NCBI's taxonomy places the organism in Eukaryota, Metazoa, Arthropoda, Insecta, Lepidoptera, Noctuidae.